Podarcis lilfordi (Lilford's wall lizard) is the source of this 4216-nucleotide messenger RNA. The record is from the annotation of a GenBank genome assembly. NCBI's taxonomy places the organism in Eukaryota, Metazoa, Chordata, Lepidosauria, Squamata, Lacertidae.
GCCUCCAGGUUGCCUCGCCCCCAGCAGCUGCUGCAGCUUUAGAGAGAGAGAGAGGCUGGCAAAAGAAAAAAUCGGAAUCUCUCUGCAGCAAAUCUGGUAGGUUGCUUAAGAAGGCUGGUCAGGGCUGGCUCUUUACAAGUCCUGGCUUCCGGAACCCAUUUCUCCCCUAAAACCAUGAACAAACAAAGCCCCCGUUUGAACCUCUUCCUCUGCCCCGUCUCUGUGUGUGUUUGUCUCUCUCUCUCUCUUUCCCCUCCCCGGGUUUUGCUUCUGCGAAGGAAGCAGCCCUCGGCCUCACCGGUUUUAUUAUUAACUAAGCCGACAGAUCCAGCCCCUUCGCUGUGCUGCGUUCACCGUGGGCGCUCACCGUCACUGCUGCUAGAAUGUUUUUCAUAGUUGAAAGGAGAGACAGACUCGGCUCUGCGUUUGAGACACUGCUCUUCCCUCCCCCCAUCUGUGUCUCUCCCCUCCCUCUCAUUACGCUGCCCCUUUUCUCCUCCAGUGCCGCUCCCUGCCCUAGAACUCUUCUCAGUUCUCCCCACAACCAUUUUGAUUUCUCAUGCAUUGGUUCCUGCCAACCUAGCAGUUCGAAAGCAUGCAAGUGCGAGCAGAUAAAUAGGUACCGUGGCUGCGGGAAGGUAAACGGUGUUUCCUUGCGCUCUGGCUUCCGUCAUGGUGUCCUGUUGCGCCAGAAGCGGUUUAGUCCUGCUGGCCACAUGACCCGGAAAGCUGUCUGUGGACAAACGCAGGCUCGCUUGGCCUGAAAAGCGAGAUGAGCACCACAAACCCAUAGUCGCCUUUGACUGGACUUGACCGUCCAGGGGUCCUUUACUUUUAACCUUUUACAUUUGUUGUACAGAAAUUAAUAUAAUAUUAAUAACAAAUUAAUAUAUUAACAUUGAUCUAUUGCUCUGAAAUCUGUAAUGGUAUAGUUGAAGCAUGCUCUACCUCUCCUUUAAAUCGGAACCAGUGAAGGCGGUGAAGGUCCUGCGUGAGUGUCUGGAGGCAGUUGGAGGAUGGAUGGCGGCUAACAGAUUGAGGUUGAAUCCUGACAAGACAGAAGGACUGUUUUGGGGGGAUGGGGUGGGCGGGUGUGGGGGACUCCCUGGUCCUGACUGGGGUAUCUGUGCCACUGAAGGACCAGGUGCGCAGCCUGGGAGUCAUUCUGGGCUCACACCUGUCCAUGGAGGUGCAGGUCCAUUCUGUGUCUGAGCUGUCUAGCCGCUCCAUCUGCUGCGCAGGCUGAGACCCUACCUGCCCGUAGACUGUCUUGCCAGAGUGCUGCAUGCCCUGGUUAUCUCCUUCUUGGACUACUGCAGUGUGCUCUAUGUGGGGCUACCUUUGAAGGUGAUUCAGAAUCUACAAUUAAUCCAGAAUGUGGCAGCUGGACUGGUGACUGGGAGUGGCCGCCGAGACCAUACAGCACCAGUCCUAAAGGAUCUUCACUGGCUCCCAGUAUGCUUCUGAGCACAUUCACAAGUGUUGGUGCUGACCUUUAAAGCCCUAAACAGCCUCAGUCCAGUAUACCUGAAGGAGUGUCUCCACCCCCACCAUUCAGCCCAGACACUAAGGUCCACCUCCGAGGGUCUUCUGCUGGUUCCCUCACUGCGAGAAGCGAAGUUGCAGCGAACCAGGCAGAGGACCUUCUCAGUAGUGGCGCCCGCCCUGUGGAACACCCUCCCAUCAGAUGUCAAGGGAAUAAACAACUAUCCAACUUUUAGAAGACAUCUGAAGACAGCCCUGUUUAUGGAAGUUUUUGAUGUUUGAUAUUUUAUUAUGUUUUAUAUUUGCUGGAAGCAGCCCAAAGUGGCUGGGGAAACCCAGCCAGAAGGGCAGGGUAUAAAUAAUAAAAUGACUGAUGUUGUUGUUGUUAUGCUAUCAUUGAGUAAAUUUUCAUACAAUUAAAUACAUCAAAAUUAAGAGUUUUAUUGUUGUUCAAUGUUUCCCCAGGUUAUUUGUCUUCAGUAUGCCUCGUCAUCACCGUGCUGUAGAUGUUCCCAAAUACCACCAUUUGGUAGAAAAACGAAAAACCAAGAGUGCUGUCUGGAUGCAUUUUGGAUUGCCUGCUGAUGAGAGCGGCCGUGUUUUGACUGACAAUGGCGCCAUUUGCAAAAUAUGUUUGCAUUCGGUAUCAGCAAAAGGCGGAAACACCUCCAAUUUAAGCAGCCACCUCAAGUUUCACCACCCUCUGAAAUUUAGGGAGUUGUCCACACCUCUGGCAGUACCUUCCUCAUCAAGAGGCAUUUCCGUUUCUUCACGUACUGCUGCUAAUUCAGACGAUCUUCCAGCUGUAACGGCGUCAACAGCUAGGGCUGCUGAGCCGGCAAGAACUGCUAGGGAAAGUUCUAGACGACAGCAAAAAACAGCAUUGGAUUCCCAGCUGCUCCCUUCUAAGACCUCAAGGACUUGCACUCAGGCAGUCGCGCAGUUUCUGGCUACGUGUAUGCAGCCUUACAACACUGUAGAGCACCCAAAAUUUAUCCAGAUGGUGAACGCUCUAAACCCGAGGUAUCGGUUGCCUAGUAGGAAAUACUUCACAACCACGGGAGUUCCAAAACUGUACAGUGACACCAUGGAGAAAAUGAAGGGGGAGAUACAGCGGCUAAGUGAGAGUGAAGUGGCCAUCACUACGGACAGCUGGACGUCAGUGGCAGGCACUCCCUUUGUGGCUGUGACGGUACAUUUCAUUUCCGACGAGUGGAAGUUGACAAGCGCUUGCUUGGCCUGUAAGCAUUUUUUGGAGGACCACACUGCAGAUCAUCUUUGUGAAAUGCUCACAGACACCUUAUCGGAGUGGGACAUCGAUGUGAAGAACAUAUUUUGCAGCACAACGGACAACGGCUCAAAUAUUCUGAAAGCGGUCAGGCAGCUUGGUUUUGAGCACAUUUCCUGCUUUGCCCAGAAUAUAAAUAUCGGGGUUAACCGAGCUUUAAGCCUGACACCGUUGAAAAGGGCAAUUGGGAAACUGAAGGGUCUGCAAAAUAGCAUUUGCUGCAGCUGGAAGAUGAGGAGGGACCUCGCCAGAGCUCAAGAGUUACUUCAGAUGGACCAAGUCAGUUUGCCAAGCGCUUGCCCCACAAGAUGGUGGAGUACGCUUCAGCUGUGCCAAAGGUUUCUCGAAAACCAAGUUCCACUCUGCAAGGUACUCAUGGAGCAUCCAUCUAAAAGACUUUUGAUGUUGGAAGGGGGCGACGUCUCAGCCGUGCAGGACUUUGUGUCUGCAACUACUCUGCUGGAGGACAUUACCACAACUCUAAGUGGAAGCAAUUAUGUCGCGGCGUCAACCGUUCUGCCUCUUUAUAGGCAAAUUAAGAAAAGCCUCCAGCCUGAUGAGGGAGACAGUGUGCUGCUGAAGGACAUUAAAUGUGCAGUUUUAGGCGCACUGUCAGAAAAGUACGAUAGCGCUCCCACGGCAACCACUUUAGGCCUGGCCUCGUUGUGCGACCCGAGGUUUCGCCUGCGUUUCUUAGAGGCGCCAGAGGCCGUCAGGCAGGAGGCCAUCAAGAAGAUGACAGACUUGCACGGGAGUCUGCAUUCUGCUUCUACGGAGCCAAAUACUUGCCCUGCUCCACCCAAAAAGAAAAAGGGGCUGGCGAAAAUUUUUGAUUUGGACGAAGAAGAGGAGGACCUGGCAGUGGCAGAUGGUGAGUCGAAAGCAGAAAAAGAGCUAAAGGAGUAUAUAGCUAUGCCAAGAGUGGACAUUGAUGGAUGUCCUCUGACGUGGUGGAAGGCACACGAGGCUUCCUUCCCAAUGUUGAAGGUGCUGGCAAAGAAGUUUUUGGCUAUCCCAGGGACAAGUGUGCCAUCUGAAAGUGUGUUCAGCACGGCUGGCAAUGUUUUUCAAAGACAAAGGUCAUCUCUAUUGCCAGAGAAUGCUGAAAUGCAAAUUUUCCUUGCAAAAAACAUAGAUUUCAUGUAAUAUUUUUUUUUGUUCUGUGAAAUUUUAUCCAUCCUUUCUCGUUUGGCCUGGCUUAUAAAAGAAAUGCACAUUUUCCUUGCAAAAAUAUAUAUAUAUUGUUUAAUAUAUUUUUUUGUUCUGUGAAAUGUUAUCCAUUCUUUGUAGUUUGGCCUGGUUUGUAAAAGAAAAGAAAAUUUUCCUAGAUAGAUAGAUAGAUAGAUAGAUAAAUAUUUUUUUCUGUAAAAUUUUAAUCAUUCUUUCUGGUUUGGCCUGGUUUAUUUAAAAAAAUGCACAUUUUUGGCAAUAAAAAUAUUGUUU